Neltuma alba is the source of this 1962-nucleotide messenger RNA. Its product is annotated as LRR receptor-like serine/threonine-protein kinase FEI 1. Gene Ontology annotation, molecular function: ATP binding; protein kinase activity. The record is from RefSeq and is a predicted model, not a curated record. The transcript is spliced from 8 exons. Lineage: Eukaryota; Viridiplantae; Streptophyta; Magnoliopsida; Fabales; Fabaceae. Gene Ontology annotation, biological process: protein phosphorylation. Bases 1 to 1962 code for a protein of 653 amino acids.
AUGGCUGAACAAAACCCAGCCGAGUCAUUGAGGAUGAGAUUCAAUAUGUCGAGGCCUUUUUCUCGGGAGGGAAAAAAUCUCGCCGGCAAUGGGAAUUGGACAGCUAAUGAAGUAAGGACAAAGGGAAAUACUGUAAAUAAGAAGGUCGGUGAUUUCAUGAGGGAAGUAGAAGGGGCGGGCGAUGGGUGCGAGGUGUUUGGGCCGCCUGGCAAAGGAGUUACGUUGGAUAUGACUCCUCCUCCAUUCCUCCUCAUUCUGAUAACAUUCCUGCUCUUGCGAAACUCCUCGUCUCGUGUCGCAGCUCAAUGCGGGCUCAAUCUGAGUGCCUACCCUUAUGUGGGAUACGCGGAGUGCGGUUGGGUUCAGGAUCAGAUGGAUCACUGGGACGGCUUCCCAAACACCCUCUGCUGCCGCAACGCCCUCACCGUCUUCUCCCAAGCACUGGCCCUCCGAGCCCGCACCCAGACCUCCCUCUUCAUCCCCGACACUGAAUGGCACUCCUGUUCCGACGCCUUUCGUCCUUCACAAGCCAUUUCUCCAGACUCCUGCGGCUUCCACAACUUGUACCUUGGCGCCUUCAAAUGCUCCAACCUCAAACUCUCCGACAUUCAGAGCCUCCCGUUCUACCAACCCUCCCUCGACCAAUGCUCCCACUUUGACCGUCCCUCUCCCGAUUCUUGUGCCCACUGCGUCUCCGCCGUCUUGAAUAUCCGAGACUCUCUCUACGACCAAUUAGUCGGCUCGCAGGACAUUCCCGUCGAAAGAGCCGUUUGUGGCGUCGCCUCUCUUGUUUCCCUCGCUGCGGGCAAACCCGACGAUCCUUCCCUUUCAGACAAGUUCUUGCGUUGUUGGCCUCCUCCCCCGAACCACGUAAAAUCAAACUCGGUCGAGUUACAUGCUAUAUUCAUGUUAGUUAUUGCUCUGUUAGCGGUGAUUGCGAUGGCCUUGACGGCAAUACUGGUGAGAUGUGUGUGGCAGAAGAAGCCUCGAGAAGCGGCGGCGUUGAAAGAAAUAACGACGUGGUCAGGGAUGUACUGGUUCUCGAAAGCAGAGAUAGAGAAUGCCAUAAGCCACGGGAAUGAAAGGAAGUGCCUGGGAAGAGGGAGUGCAGGACAGGUGUUCAAAGGGGUUCUUCCCAGCGGUCAAGUGGUGGCCAUCAAGCACCUGAACAAAACUAACAGCUCUGAUUCUUUCACUCGCGAAGUGGAAGGCCUUUCCAGGCUUCGCCAUCCCAAUCUGGUUUGCCUCUUCGGGUGUUGCAUUGAAGAUGGAGAGAGAUAUUUAGUGUAUGAGUACUGUGCACAAGGCAAUCUAGCGCAACAUCUCUUGAGAAGAGACAGUCAUUUGACAUGGGAAACAAGAGUUAGGAUUUUAAGGGACUGCUCCUUCGCUCUCAAAUAUCUGCACAAUCAUAUUGAGGGUUGCGUUGUCCACAGAGAUAUCAAGCUGACAAACAUACUAUUGACUGAGAGUUUGCAAGCUAAACUGUCGGAUUUUGGGUUGGCAAAGAUGCUGGGGAUGGAAGAGAGCAAAGUGUUUACGGAUGUAAGAGGAACCAUAGGGUAUAUGGAUCCAGAGUACAUGAGCAAUGCCAAGUUAACAUGUGCCAGUGACGUCUAUAGUUUUGGAAUAGUUGCCUUGCAAAUUCUAUCGGGUCAGAAGGUGAUAGAAUUAGAUCUUGAUGCCAGAGAUCAACUCACUAGGAAGGCGAGAGACGCGAGCUCCCAAAAACGGCCAAUAUCGGAUUUUGAAGACCCAAGGCUGAGGGGGCAAGUAAACAUGGCAGACUUUGAGGCCAUCUUGCGUAUUGCAGUUCUGUGUGUUGCCAAAUCGAGCAAAGGUCGCCCAACCAUUGAGGAGGUGUUCGAGGAAUUGGAUAAGGCCUAUAAGAACACUCUUGCCCAAUCGAAAGCAAAGCAAGAUGAGAGCAAAUCCGGAACAUCCGACUUGAUUAUUACUUGA